UAUAUCAGAAAGAAAACAUCCUUUAUUUUCCCUUUUGUUUCCAUGAAAUGUACUCUUCUCUAAUCAAUCUUGUUUUUCCGGCAAGCACAACUUCCUUUCCAACCACCAUAAACCACCACUAAAAUUAAAAAACAAAACCCACCACCAUAAACCACCAUGGGCAACUGCACAACAUGCAUCCGACCCGACGAACCGAAAUCCAACCGUUACGAGCCACCACCAACUCCACAACCAAAAAACAACAAAUACAAACACAAAACCCGACCCAACCCAUACGCCGAAAGCCCGGUCCCUAUCCGGGUAUUAAACGACUUCUCUCAACUAGCAACACAUCGUACUCGAAUAUCCGACAAGUACAUACUUGGUCGAGAAUUGGGCCGAGGUGAAUUUGGGGUCACAUAUUUGUGUACGGACAGAGAAACAAAACAUGCAUACGCAUGUAAAUCGAUUUCCAAGAAAAAACUACGUACAGCUGUCGACGUGGAAGACGUACGUCGAGAAGUUGCGAUUAUGUCGACGUUACCUGAACAUCCAAAUAUUGUGAAAUUGCGUGCUACUUAUGAAGAUAAUGAAGCUGUUCAUUUAGUUAUGGAGUUAUGUGAAGGCGGUGAACUUUUUGAUAGAAUUGUGGCUAGAGGUCAUUAUAGCGAACGUGCGGCGGCCGGAAUUGCGAAAACGGUUGCUGAAGUUGUUAAAAUGUGUCAUGAGAAUGGUGUCAUUCAUAGAGACUUGAAGCCUGAGAAUUUCUUGUUUGCUAAUAAGAAAGAAAAUUCUGCUCUCAAGGCUAUUGAUUUUGGCCUUUCUGUUUUCUUCAAGCCAGGGCAAAGGUUUUCAGAAAUUGUGGGUAGUCCUUACUACAUGGCACCAGAGGUUUUGAAGCGAAAUUAUGGACCUGAGGUUGAUAUAUGGAGUGCUGGAGUUAUUCUGUAUAUAUUAUUGUGUGGUGUUCCCCCAUUUUGGGCAGAAACUGAGCAAGGUGUUGCUUUGGCAAUUCUUCGGGGCGUUCUUGAUUUCAAGAGGGAGCCCUGGCCUCAAAUUUCUGAAAAUGCUAAAAGUCUCGUUAGGCAGAUGUUAGAACCUGAUCCCAAGAAGCGAUUAACAUCCCAGCAGGUUCUUGAGCAUCCAUGGAUACAGAACGAGAAGAAGGCUUCGAAUGUUCCAUUGGGAGAUAUAGUUAGGACAAGACUCAAGCAAUUCUCAGUGAUGAAUAGAUUCAAGAAGAAAGCAUUGAGGGUGAUUGCAGAGCACUUGUCUAUUGAAGAAGUAGAAGUUAUUAGAGAUAUGUUUACAUUGAUGGACUCCGAUGGCGAUGGAAAAGUUACAUUUGAUGAGCUUAAAUCUGGCUUAAAGAAAGUUGGUUCACAAUUGGCUGAUCCUGAGAUCAAAAUGCUCAUGGAUGUGGCUGAUGUUGAUGGCAAUGGAGUCCUCGAGUAUGGAGAGUUUGUAGCAGUGACAAUUCACCUGCAAAAGAUGGAAAACGACGAGCAUCUUCGAAGAGCAUUUAUGUUCUUUGAUAAAGAUGGCAGUGGUUUUAUUGAACUUGAUGAGCUAGAACAAGUGUUAUAUGAACCUGGUCAAGCAGACAUUGCAGUACUCAAUGAAAUUGUGAAAGAAGUCGAUACAGAUAAGGAUGGCCGGAUUAGUUUUGAGGAAUUCGUUGCAAUGAUGAAAUCAGGGACGGAUUGGAGGAAGGCAUCACGACAAUACUCAAGAGAUAGAUUUAAGAGCUUGAGUGUUAACUUGAUGAAGGAUGGAGCAUUGCAGCUUGAAGACGCUUUAACGGGUCAAACUGUUAUGGUUUGAGAAUACAAAGUCCAUAAUAUUCUUUCAUUUUGUUUGUCAUCGGAUUGAAAAGGGAUUUGCAUAUCGGGUUUUAGAGUUCAUUGCAAACAGAAAUGUUGGUCCGGCUUUUGCUUCAAGUUGUAUAUAUUUUGAUAUAUGUCUUUUUGUAUAUCUGUAACCAUUUUUUUUGGUGUUGUUUCAUCCUAAUUUCUUGUA
Molecule: messenger RNA, 1998 nt
Organism: Erigeron canadensis
Lineage: Eukaryota; Viridiplantae; Streptophyta; Magnoliopsida; Asterales; Asteraceae
Product: calcium-dependent protein kinase 10-like
Exons: 7
Coding region: 157-1803 (548 amino acids)
Biological process (GO): intracellular signal transduction; peptidyl-serine phosphorylation; protein autophosphorylation
Cellular component (GO): nucleus; cytoplasm
Molecular function (GO): calcium/calmodulin-dependent protein kinase activity; calcium ion binding; calmodulin binding
Source: RefSeq, a predicted model, not a curated record